This is a messenger RNA of Salvelinus sp. IW2-2015, 749 nucleotides long. RefSeq names its product ectonucleoside triphosphate diphosphohydrolase 7-like. The record is from RefSeq and is a predicted model, not a curated record. Gene Ontology annotation, molecular function: hydrolase activity. Lineage: Eukaryota; Metazoa; Chordata; Actinopteri; Salmoniformes; Salmonidae.
AACCACCUCUCUCCCUGUCCAGGUACCAGUGUUUUAAGUCAGCCUGGAUGUUCCAGGUGCUCCACUCAGGCUUCAGGUUCCCUAAGGACUACCCCAGCCUGAAGACUGCUCAGCUGGUCUAUGACAAGGAGGUGCAGUGGACCCUGGGAGCCAUCCUGUUUAAGACACGKUUCCUGCCUCUCAGGGACCUCCAGGCAGAGUCAUUUAAACAGGGCCACUCCAACUGGCUGCGUUCCUCCUUCGUCUACAACCACUACCUGUUUUUUGCCUGUAUCCUGGUGGUCCUGCUGGCCAUUCUGCUGUACAUCCUCCGCCUCCGCAGGAUCCACCAGCGAGAACAGAGGCAGGCUGAGGCCCUGGACCUGCUCUGGGUGGAGGAGGGGGAGGCUCUUCUGGCCUGAUCCAGGAUCAGUUUAGACUCUGAAUCUUUCUUGACCUGAGGCCUUGGGUGUGGGGGGGGGGUUACUGAUCUAGGAUGAGUCGAGAUGCUCUCAGUAACUGGUGUUCAUAGCCUGGUAUGCACAGCURUAGGAUCAACCUUUCACCCUCUGAGUUGUAGGCUUGACUGGUGCUCUAUUUGUUAAGAGGCACUGAUCUAGGAUCAGAUAAUCAACCGCAAAUCAUGACCUUGAKUYGGACCAACGGCCUGUUGGGACAAUGAUCUAGGACCAGCUUAGUCACGCUGAAUCAUAACGUUGACUAAUGGCUAGAAAUGCAAUAGCAACGUCAUCCUACAACGAAGGUUUGAA